This is a messenger RNA of Cricetulus griseus (Chinese hamster), 5988 nucleotides long. Lineage: Eukaryota; Metazoa; Chordata; Mammalia; Rodentia; Cricetidae. The record is from RefSeq and is a predicted model, not a curated record.
CCUAGGCGCUUGCUGAGGGCUCGGCCGCGAGCGAGCGAACGAUCGAACCAGCGAACGAACAGGGCGAAGGCAGAAGCCCAGCGGCCUGAGGGAGCGAGCGAAGCCCGGCGGGGGCGACGCGACGCGGCUGAGCGCGCGCCGCUCAGCCCGCUGUCCACACUCGGGGCCGCGCGCGCCGCGCCAGGACGUUGGCUAUCGCUGGAGGUGCCUGACAGAAAGUAACCCUGAUUGCUUUCUUGAGCCCGGGGUUAUUUGUCACCAAGUCAGCCCCCUGGAACCUCCUGGAACCUCCAGGUGAGGCUCUGCAUUGCUGCAGCCAUGGGGUCCGAGGAUCACAGUGCCCAGAACCCCAGCUGCAAAAUCAUGACCUUCCGACCCACCAUGGAGGAGUUCAGAGACUUCAACAGAUACGUGGCCUACAUCGAGUCACAAGGCGCCCACCGUGCAGGCCUAGCCAAGAUCAUCCCACCCAAGGAGUGGAAGCCACGGCAGACGUAUGACGACAUUGAUGAUGUGGUCAUCCCAGCACCUAUACAGCAGGUGGUGACAGGCCAGUCGGGGCUUUUCACACAGUAUAACAUCCAGAAGAAGGCCAUGACCGUGGGUGAAUACCGCCGCCUGGCCAACAGUGAGAAGUACUGCACUCCACGCCAUCAGGACUUUGACGACUUGGAACGAAAGUACUGGAAGAACCUGACCUUCGUCUCGCCCAUCUACGGAGCCGACAUCAGUGGCUCCCUAUAUGAUGAAGAUGUGGCCCAGUGGAACAUCGGCAACCUGAGGACCAUCCUGGAUAUGGUGGAGCGCGAGUGCGGCACCAUCAUCGAGGGAGUGAACACGCCUUACCUGUACUUCGGCAUGUGGAAGACCACCUUUGCCUGGCACACAGAGGACAUGGACCUGUACAGCAUCAACUACUUGCACUUUGGCGAGCCCAAGUCCUGGUACGCCAUCCCACCGGAACACGGAAAGCGCCUGGAGCGCCUGGCCAUAGGCUUCUUCCCCGGGAGCUCGCAGGGCUGCGAUGCUUUCCUGAGGCACAAGAUGACACUCAUCUCGCCUAUCAUCCUGAAGAAGUAUGGCAUCCCCUUCAGCCGGGUAUGUACAGGCCCCAGAGAAGGUUCUAGAAUGGUGACCAACUGGUUUUGGUUCUUCUGCAGGAGAAGUACGUGGGGGCACCACAGGACAAGUGUGGGUUUGGUAGGGUCUUUGCUGUCUCCAAACCACAUAGACCCGGAGGCUGCUCCUGGCUCUGGCUCUGAGAAGCACAGAUCGCACUGUUUGGUGGCAGCAUUGUCGCUUGUGGAAAGUUGCCAACAGGAAUCCAACAAUGUGGACUUGGUGACCUGUGGGGCCACACCCAUGCCUAGUUAUGCCACUGUGGCAGGCACACCAGGUUUGCAGAAGGCAAGAGCUGAAAAAAUCCAGCCAAAAAGCAGUGCAAGAAGAAUAGACAGGCCAGUGCUGCCACUCCCUGCUCACUGUCUGUCCCCUGGUGCCCAUGCCACCUUGGACAAGUGGCCCCUGUGCCAAGAUGGAGAGCUGGUAAUCACAGCAGAAAUGGGCCAAGCCACAGCCAGAGCUCUGUGCUUAACCCUUAAUGUGCUGGAGUGUCUGGCCAUCAAACAGCGCUCUGCAGAAGUGUUUCCUCACAGUUACCAUGUCCACCUUCCUCCGCAAGGGACUGUGCCUGUGUGUGUGUCCCCACAGUGCACAUGUCGCAAGGACAUGGUCAAGAUCUCCAUGGACGUGUUUGUACGCAUCCUGCAACCUGAACGCUAUGAGCAGUGGAAGCAGGGCCGAGACCUCACUGUGCUGGACCACACUCGACCCACAGCCCUGAGCAGCCCUGAGCUGAGCUCUUGGAGUGCCUCCCGUGCCUCACUGAAGGCCAAGCUCUUGCGCAGACAAAUUAGUGUGAAGGAGAGCAGACCCUGGAGAAAGGCUGAGGAGGAGAGGAGGCCGAGUCUAGAGAGGAGGCGGGAGCCGACCAGGAGGCCAGGGCCAGCGUCGCACCGGAGACGGAACCAGCCUAAGAAAUCCAAGCCUGAAGACUCCAAGUCUCCUGGAGAGGUGGCAGCCAGAGCAGCUGGUCUGGACGAGGCUGGGGGAUGUUCCCGGGAGGAGGCCACACCUGAGGACGAGGAGGAGGAUGAGGAACUGUUGCCCUCACAGGGCCACGAGGCUGAGGGCAUGGAAGAGGAUGGCAGAGGCAAGCCCCGGCCAACCAAGGCCCGGAGCAAGAAGAAGACCCCCAACCCCCUGUCACCCCCGUUGCCGCCCGCCCUACCGGCUCUGUUACCCACUGAGGAGGUCCUGAGGCCACCCCCCCCACCCAAGUCUCCCGUGCCAGCCAUGGGCCCCAUGGCUGCAGAGGGGGGUCCUCCACCAGCACCCCUCAAUGUGGUGCCUCCUGGGGCACCAGGUGAGGAAGCAGAGGUGCGGCCACGGCCCAUCAUCCCAAUGCUGUAUGUGCUUCCCCGCACCAACACUGCUGAUGGGGACAGGGAGCGUGCUACCCACCCACAGCUGGCACCCGUGGAGCUGGGACAGGAAGAGGAAGGCCAGGCCCAAGCAGGCGAUGCACAGGCACCAUCCACCUUCUCUAAGCUGAAGGUGGAAAUCAAGAAAAGCCGGCGUCAUCCCUUGGGUCGGCCGCCCACACGGUCCCCGCUGUCUGUGGUCAAGCAGGAGGCUUCGAGUGAUGAGGAAGCCUUCCCGUUCUUAGGAGAGGAUGAUGUGAGUGAUCCCGAGGCCUUGAAGUCCCUGCUGUCACUGCAGUGGAAGAACAAGGCAGCCAGCUUCCAAGCUGAGAGGAAGUUCAACGCCGCAGCUGCCCUCAAUGAGCCCUACUGCGCCAUCUGUACCCUCUUCUACCCCUAUAGCCAGUCAGUACAGACAGAGCGAGAGGUCCUAGCCACUCCAGGGGACAUUGCUGUCCAGCCACCCUCCAAAAGUGGCCAGAGAACACGGCCGCUGAUCCCUGAGAUGUGCUUCACUUCGAGUGGGGAGAACACAGAGCCUCUGCCUGCCAACUCCUACGUCGGCGAGGAUGGUACCAGCCCACUCAUUUCCUGUGCCCACUGCUGCCUGCAAGUCCAUGCCAGUUGCUAUGGUGUCCGGCCUGAGCUGGCCAAGGAGGGCUGGACAUGCUCCCGGUGUGCGGCCCAUGCCUGGACUGCGGAGUGCUGUUUGUGCAACCUCCGGGGGGGAGCACUACAGACGACCACAGAGCACAGGUGGAUCCAUGUGAUCUGCGCCAUUGCAGUCCCUGAGGUACGGUUCCUUAAUGUGAUUGAGCGCAACCCCGUGGACGUCAGUGCCAUCCCUGAGCAGCGGUGGAAACUGAAGUGUGUGUACUGCCGCAAGCGCAUGAAGCGGGUGUCUGGUGCCUGCAUCCAGUGCUCCUACGAACACUGCUCCACGUCCUUCCAUGUGACCUGUGCACACGCUGCUGGUGUCCUUAUGGAACCCGACGACUGGCCCUAUGUGGUGUCCAUCACCUGCCUCAAGCACAGAGCAGGUGGCGCUGGGGGUCAGCUCCUGCGCACUGUGUCCCUGGGCCAGGUCGUCAUCACCAAGAAUCGCAACGGGCUAUAUUAUCGCUGCCGUGUCAUAGGCACCACUGCACAGACCUUCUACGAGGUCAACUUCGAUGACGGUUCCUACAGCGACAACCUGUACCCAGAAAGCAUCACGAGCAGAGAUUGCUUGCGGCUAGGGCCACCUCCCGAGGGCGAACUGGUGGAGCUGCGGUGGACAGAUGGCAACCUGUAUAGAGCCAGGUUCAUCUCCUCAGCCACCAGCCUCAUCUACCAGGUGGAGUUUGAGGACGGGUCUCAGCUGACAGUGAAGCGUGGGGACAUCUUCACCCUGGACGAGGAGCUGCCCAAGAGGGUGCGGUCCCGGCUGUCUCUAAGCACUGGGACACCACAGGAGCCUGGCUUCUCUGGAGAGGAUGUGAAGGCCGCCAAGCGUCCUCGGGUGGCCACCAUGCUGGCCAGCACUAACGAGGACACAAGGCAUAGCCCAGAAUACUUGGCCUUUGUGGAGAGCCUGCUGCAGGCACAGGGCCGACCUGGGGCACCUUUCUAGAGGCAGCGCACUCCUGUCUCCACUGCGGGACCUACUGGGUGACAGGACCAGCAGGAUCCAACAUGGCCGGACUCAGGGAGAGGGGCCAGUGUCCCUGGACUGCAGUGAUUCCGUGGGACCCGGCCUGGCUGUGCUUUUCUCCUAAAGGUGCUACGGGGCAUCCCAGAGCCUCCUGUGACAGACGCCAGCCGAGGACACUGGGGCAUAGCCCCAACCUGUUUUCUAGAUUUGUGGCUUUAAAAACUGACAGCGGACAUGCUCUUUCUCCUUGGAACCAAGAUGUAAGGAGAUAAAAGCUUCGUCCUUGCCUGCCGCCUCGUUUGUCUACUGAGCAGGUGGAGAGGCACUUGUACAGGUGUCGUCCUGGAAGAUGACAGCCCAGUGCUCCAGUGCAUGGUGACCUGUGAGGUGGCCCACAGCUCCUUGUGUCUUCUGCUUCCUGCUGGGGGAGGUGGGCCGUGCAGGAGCUCUAGUCCCUUCCCCUUCAUCCCUGCUCUGUUCUUGCCCCGCCCCCCUACAGAGUCCUCCUCACUCUGCCUCUGCUACCUGGGAUGGCAGGUGUCCCCAUGGGUGAGCCAGGCUCCCAAGGGGGUUGAGUCCCACAGCUGUGGCCUGGGAUCCCAUGAGCCUUCACCCUUGACAGAGCCUCUGUGUGGCUGAGGGUAGGAGGGAGCAGGUGCCACCUUCCAUUGUAGUGCGGGUCGAGUGACAGAGACUCAGACUACACGGGCCUGGUCUGCACUAGUGGCCACUGCCCAUGGGUUGGCUCUGUCUCUUUUGAAGCCACUGCCACACUAGCACUUCAGUAAGUCCCUAGGAUGGACAGCUUCUCUGUAAAUGACAAAGGACUGCACAGACAGGCCUGGCCCUGGGGACCUGCUGGGGACUUGGAGGGACUGGGCCUCUGCUUGCUGAGUGCCCAGUGGCUUCCAUUUCCAUGUGUACUUUGAAAUUCUAUUUAUAUUGUAAAGAGAAGAAAUAGGGCCCAACCUUGGGCCUAAAGGGAGAAGCUGGGCCACAGGGGUCUCAGGCUGUGUCCCUCGAGGGCUCUGAAAUGGCUGUAGAUGGCCUUGCAUAUGCUCCUCACGGGGAGGCCUGGGUUUUACUAUCUGCAAAAAAGAAAACCUCUCCCCCCACUACCUUUCUCCCACCCAGAUGAAGGACGCCAUAUUUUUGCCUCAGUCUCCAGGCUCUGGUUCAGGAUCAAUUAAAGCCCUUGAGUGCUUCCUGUUCCCACCUGGCCAUGGCUGUGUCCUCAUUUCUGGCCAGGGCCAGACAGGCUCAGGAUGGAGGUCUCCUUGACAGAAUGAUGGGCACAGCAUGUCCUGGUCCGGAUGUAGGGGCCACCAGGAGGUGGGCCACCAUCCCCAAGGCAUCUCCAUCUCACCCCAGUGGCAUGGGGCUGAGGCAAUGCGUCCCCACAGGAUGUCUGGGCUCUCUGACUCCCCCCUUGCUUAGCAGCCCAGCUUCCAUCUGCUUCCCACAUUAGCUAGGCCUUGGGGUGGAGCAGAUCCUGGCCUGUUGGAGGGAGGAGUGGGAACAGGGUGGGCCUGCUGAUGGGCUGGCUACAAGGGAAACUUGGGUUUGACCCAAGGGAGGAGGAGGGUGGGAGCCUGCAGGCACAUGACCCUUUGUUCUCCAUUCCUCUUUGAAACAUAGAAUGGAGACAUGACUUUGGGACAGGCAAAAGCUCUGGGGAGGAAGGGAAGGCAGCCGUGGCAGGGACAUGCCCAGGAUUCUGUGGGGAUGGGGCACUGUGCCAGGAGGGUUCAUCUGACCAGCUCUGACCCCGCCUGGCACAUCCUACUGAGCUCAAACAUGUGACCUGCAGCCCGGGGGCAAAUCUAGCCCUAGACCUGUUUUUUUUGUCAAUAAAGUUUUAUUUGCACAUGG